AUGGUUUGCCAAGGUGCUAGUGAAGGUUUAGAAGUUUACAAAAAAAUGGGAAUCCCACCACCAGUUUGUAAUAUUAAACCAACAUAUACAAAAUUAUUUAUUAAUAAUGAAUUUGUUGAUGGGAAGAAUAAAAAAACUUUUGACACAAUUAAUCCAUCGACAAAUGAAGUUAUUUGUUCUGUUGCUGAAGCAGAGGCUGAGGAUGUUGAUUUAGCUGUUUCAGCUGCCAGGGAAGCUUUUAAACUUGGAUCUGAAUGGAGAAGAAUGGAUGCUUCUAAACGUGGAGUUCUUUUAAAUAAACUCGCUGACAUUCUUGAACGUGAAAAAAGUACUUUGGCAUCACUUGAAUCAUUGGAUAAUGGAAAAUCUUACAAAGUUGCUUUGACUGUUGACAUACCAUUUAGUGUUAGUAUUCUUAGAUAUUAUGCUGGUUGGGCUGAUAAAAAUUGUGGUCAAGUUGUUCCCGUUGAUGGAGAUUUCUUUACUUACACAAGACAUGAACCUGUUGGUGUUUGUGGAGCUGUUAUACCAUGGAAUUUCCCACUUUUAAUGGCCAUUUUUAAAAUUGCUCCAGCCUUAGCUACAGGAAAUACCGUCGUUUUAAAAGCAUCAGAAGAAACUCCAUUAACUGCUCUUCAUCUUGCUUCCCUUGUUAAAGAAGCUGGAUUUCCAGCAGGAGUUGUUAAUGUUAUUCCCGGAUUUGGACAUAAAGCCGGUGAGGCAUUAGCUAAGCACCCUAAUGUUGAUAAAAUUGCUUUUACUGGAAGUACUGCUGUAGGAAAACUUAUUAUGGAAAAUGCUGCAAAAAGUAAUCUUAAGAGAGUAACAUUAGAACUUGGAGGUAAAAGUCCAAACAUUAUUUUUGAUGAUGUUGAUCUUGAUGAAGCUGUCGUUCAAGCUGUUGAUGGAAUAAUGUUUAAUAUGGGCCAAUGUUGUUGUGCUGGUUCAAGAACUUUUGUUCAUGCAAAAAUAUAUGAUCAAUUUAUUGCUAAAGCUAAAGCUUAUGUUGAGGCUAAAAAAAUAGGAUGUCCAUUCGAUCCAACUGUUGAUCAAGGUCCACAAAUUAGUACUAAACAAAUGAAUACAAUUAUGUCAUAUAUUGAAUCAGGUAAAGAAGAAGGAGCUAGAUUAAUAACUGGUGGAUCAAGAUUUGGAGAAAAAGGUUGUUUCAUUCAACCAACUAUCUUUGCUGAUGUUAAAAAUGGAAUGAAAAUAGCUAAAGAAGAAAUCUUUGGACCUGUCAUGUGUAUUUUUAAAUUUGAAGAUGAAAAAAAUCUAGUUGAUAUUGCUAAUGACACUAUUUACGGUUUAGCUGCUGGUGUUAUGACAAAUGACGUUAGCAAGGCACUUUAUGUUGCUAAUAGCAUCCGAGCUGGAAGUGUUUGGGUUAAUUGUUAUAAUGUUACAUCUGCUGCAGCUCCAUUCGGUGGAUAUAAAAUGUCUGGUAUUGGUAGAGAAUUAGGUGAAUAUGGUCUUCAGGCAUAUACUGAAGUUAAGACUGUAACAAUUAAAGUUUCACAAAAGAACUCAUAA
Messenger RNA from Strongyloides ratti, 1533 nucleotides. RefSeq names its product Retinal dehydrogenase 2. Lineage: Eukaryota; Metazoa; Nematoda; Chromadorea; Rhabditida; Strongyloididae. Bases 1 to 1533 code for a protein of 510 amino acids. The record is from RefSeq and is a predicted model, not a curated record. The transcript has 2 exons. Gene Ontology annotation, molecular function: aldehyde dehydrogenase (NAD+) activity.